Messenger RNA from Ornithorhynchus anatinus (platypus), 4847 nucleotides. It is a transcript of the gene MCM9, whose product is annotated as minichromosome maintenance 9 homologous recombination repair factor. The record is from RefSeq and is a predicted model, not a curated record. Gene Ontology annotation, biological process: double-strand break repair via homologous recombination. Gene Ontology annotation, molecular function: ATP binding; single-stranded DNA binding; single-stranded DNA helicase activity. Bases 285 to 3641 code for a protein of 1118 amino acids. The transcript has 14 exons. Gene Ontology annotation, cellular component: MCM complex; nucleus. Lineage: Eukaryota; Metazoa; Chordata; Mammalia; Monotremata; Ornithorhynchidae.
UGAUUCCCGAUCGGAUCGAUUCCCGAUCGGAUCGAUUCCCGUUUGGAUUGAUUCCCGGGGUCGAAGCUUUCCAGUAGGAAAUGGGGUUAUUUGACACAUGAAGAAGUCAAGUCAUGCUGUCUAAGAUACUCUCAGGUGACCUUCCUAACAAAGAACCGGACUGAUUCUCACAAAGACUGUGGCUUCUGUUCCUCUUCACAGCUGCACAACUGCCAUACUCCAAAUUCUGUGCAAUUUUCACAGUUGUCUUUAGGCUUUCCUUUGCUGCUUCUGAGGGCCGAAGGAUGCUCCUGAGCGCCGAUCAGAUCGCCCUGAUCGGGCAGGUGUUCGAAUCGUACGUGACCGAACAGCACCGGGGUCAUCUCCUGCAGAUCCUGAAGGAACAGGAUGAGGAUGCGCACUAUCCAGUCGUGGUGGACGCCCUGACCCUCUUUGAGACCAACAUGGAGAUCGGGGACUAUUUCAAUGCCUUCCCGAGCCAGGUGCUCCCCGUUCUGGACGGAGCACUGCGCAGGGCUGCCCUGGCCAUCCUGAACGGUGCUCCAGCCCCGGAGGAGCUGAGCAUGAAGCAGAAUCUUCACACCAGGAUAGCUGGUCUGCCCGUGUGCCCAGAGCUGACGAGGGAGCACAUCCCUAAAACCAAAGACGUGGGACACUUCCUGUCUGUCACUGGGACAGUCAUCCGAACCAGCCUGGUGAAGGUCCUGGAGUUUGAGCGGGAUUACAUGUGUAACAAGUGCAAGCACGUGUUCGUGAUCAAGGCUGACUUCGAACAACACUACACCUUCUGCCGCCCCACGUCCUGCCCCAACCCGGAAGGCUGCGGGUCCUCCAAGUUCACAUGCCUCUCGGGCUCGUCUGCCCCUGCCAGCUGCAGGGACUACCAAGAAAUCAAAAUCCAGGAACAGGUCCAGAGACUGUCUGUCGGAAGCAUCCCUCGCUCUAUGAAGGUUAUCCUGGAAGAUGACUUAGUGGACAGUUGUAAAUCUGGUGACGACCUGACCAUUUUCGGGGUGGUGAUGCAGCGGUGGAAGCCCCUCCAGCAGGCCGCCCGCUGUGAGGUGGAGAUCGUCUUGAAAGCCAACUAUGUCCAAGUGAACAACGAGCAGCCCCUGGGCGUGGUCAUCGACGAGGAGGUCCGCAGGGAAUUCCAACGCUUCUGGGAGCUCUACCAGAGGGAUCCCUUCGCAGGAAGGAAUACAAUCCUGGCCAGUCUGUGUCCCCAGGUCUUUGGCUUGUACUUGGUGAAGCUCGCCGUAGCCAUGGUGCUGGCCGGUGGGGUGCAGCGGACCGACGCCACAGGAACACGAGUCAGAGGGGAAUCCCAUCUCUUAUUGGUCGGAGAUCCAGGCACGGGGAAAUCGCAGUUCCUCAAAUACGCCGUAAAGAUUACACCGAGAUCGGUACUCACCGCCGGAAUCGGGUCCACAAGUGCAGGUCUGACUGUGACAGCAGUGAAAGACUCCGGGGAGUGGAAUUUGGAGGCUGGAGCAUUGGUGCUUGCAGAUGGAGGUCUUUGCUGUAUCGACGAGUUUAAUAGCAUCAAGGAGCAUGACCGGACCAGCAUCCAUGAAGCGAUGGAACAGCAGACCAUCAGUGUGGCCAAGGCUGGCCUCGUGUGCAAGCUGAACACCAGGGCGACCAUCCUGGCAGCCACUAACCCCAAAGGCCAGUACGACCCCAGCCAGUCCCUGGCGGUGAACAUUGCCCUGGGCAGCCCCCUCUUGAGCCGGUUCGACCUGGUCUUAGUCUUGCUUGACACCAGAAAUGAAGACUGGGAUCGCAUCAUCUCCUCCUUUAUCUUAGAAAACAAGGGUUGUCCAAACAAAUCUCAGAAGCUAUGGAGCAUGGAUAAGAUGAAAACCUACUUCUGCCUCAUAAAGCAGCUGCAGCCCACCCUGUCGGAUGAGGGGAACCAGGUCCUGCUCCGAUACUACCAGUUGCAGCGGCAGAAUGACUGCCGGAAUGCCGCCCGGACCACCAUCCGGCUGUUGGAGAGCCUGGUCCGGUUGGCGGAAGCUCACGCCCGGCUGAUGUUCAGGGACACGGUGACCGUGGAAGAUGCCGUUACCGUGGUGUCCGUGAUGGAAUCAUCUAUGCAGGGAGGUGGACUGCUGGGAGGGGUGAACGCCCUGCACACCUCCUUCCCAGAAAACCCCCUGGAGCAGUACCGGGUGCAAUGUGAGCUGAUCCUGGAAAAGCUGGAGCUGCCAUCCCUGCUGGAGGAGGAGCUGCGACGGCUGGACCGAUUGCAGAACCAGAAUUUUCCAUCCCCGUCUCCACCUGGAGGAGAGGAAGUGGGAACUGCUCCGAGAGUUCCUUCAGAGGCCCAAGAAGCCCAGGCUAAAACCCAAUUCUCCUCCUCCUCUUCCUCUGCCAGGGGGGCCGCUUCAGCAGCACCUGUCCCGGGCCCCGCACUUCCACCAGGAGACCCCGUGCAAAGGAGAGGCCACCGGCCUUCAGAGGUACACGAGGUCGGCAGCGGCGGCACCAGCCCGGCCUGGUUUGAUACCCCAGCUGGGGCCCGAGUCGGGUCUGGAAACGGCCACCCCGAGCCGCAGGGGGACCCACCCCCGGGGUCUGGGAAGAGGGUGACGAGCCAGGGACCUAAAGCAGAGACCUCCAGGAAGCAUCCGGCAACUGUGGUAAAUGCGGGUACUCCAAAAGGGAAGCAGGCGAGGUCCUCCCGGGUUGGCACAAAGGCCCAAGAAACAGAAAUGCUUCCAGAGGAGCGCCCAGAAACACGCCCAGAGGAGCCCAACCUGGUGCUCAGGAAACUUGGGCGGCUUCAGGGGGAAAGGGCUCUGAAGGUGGAGGCGGAUGCGCCGGACGCCCAGUCUGCUCCCUCUUCCUCUUCCCCGUCGGCAAAUUCCGCUCCCCCUCGCCUCAGCAACGCCUCGCCGGAGAGAGAAACGGCAACUUCCAGAAGAAAGAGAAAGAAAGACAGGGCUGGGGAAGAAGAAGAGGCAGCCCGGUCCCGGGGUCCAGAAGGGACUGAGGGGUCAGCCCCGUCGGCUAAGCUGGCCAGGUUUUCCUUCCAGCAGAGGGCAAAACUGGUCCAUUCUGCAGACGGCGGACAGGGUGAUUGCCUCCCCAGAGCCAGCGAGGCGGCCAGAGAGCUGCCUAGGUUGGGCAGCGGCACGGGGGAGAGAGAACGGCCAGGGGGAGAAAGUGGCCCACCUGGGCAGGGGCCGGAGAGGCCGACCCCAAGCUCCAGGAGCAGAAAGCGGGCUCCGAGACCCCGCGGGGACGCCCAGCACCCAGCUGUGGAGACGGAAGAGCAGAGAGGAGCCCAGGCCACUGGAAACCAGGUGGAGAAGCCUCUCCCUGCUGUAGAGAAAGGAAAACAGGGAGAGGGCCCCAGUAAGGUACGGGCCUGUACCCUAGUCAGAUUGGCAAGUUUCGCCUUCACGUCGCCUACCGAAUCAAAGUCAAAGGCCGGUUCGGAUGCCAGCGGGGAAGGCCGGCUUCCCGAAGUUCCUGACAGACCCGACUUAAGAAGGAAAACCUUCCAACUGGAGGGGACCUGUGAGAAACAAGCCAUUCCCGGAAAAUCCCUCUUCACCGUCACCGAGUCGGAUGAUGACGACGCAUUCGACUUCGACUGGGACGAUGAGAUGAGGCAGAACCCAAAGUCAUAAAAUGGACUUGUCUUCACCAAGUCCUCUGUCUCACCCGGACGCGUCUGCUCCUGGCUGGCUGCGGGCUGCCGUCCUGUCGGCUCCUGAAAGAGACCGAGGCCGGACUCCCCACUGGGUGUUGGGAUCAGAGUCCAUUCCCCCACCACCGCUCCACUGCAGCUGGACCUGUAGAUUCAGGACCUGUUCUGCAAAUGGAGGGAAGGCUCCAUGCGAUGUCAGCAGACAUCUCCUCCGGGCAUCCCUGUCCAACUGGGAACAGGGAGCUCCAAAAAACAGAGAGCUUCGUGGGCAGCCCCAAAUUCUCAGUCCCAGAGCCUGCACCCUUAACGUCUUGUCUGUUGACCAUGCUGGAACCCCGUGGCCCCUGGGACUUUUCUUUCUUUUCCAUACCUCUGGUCACAUUCCCGUGGGCACAGAUUGAUGUGGAGCUGCCUGCUUUUUAGCCUGGAACUCCUGCAUCUGGGCUGCUCUUUUAUUUCUCCCUGUCACCUCUCCUUCCCUCCAUUUGGGAAGGGAAGGGGAGGAGGGGAGAGCCUAUGAUCCAAUGUCAAACGAAUGCCCAGGUACCUCAGUCAGCUAGAACCUCCACCCGCAGCUGUAAGGCUACCAAAACAGAUGGAGCUUCCUCACCUCAACAAGAAGCGCAGUUUGUGCUCCCAAACUUGAAGUUCUUGGGGAACCAGCCCCAUGGGCUCAGGGGUGGAGGAGAAAUAGUCCAUUUCACUGCCUUGAACAUUGGAUUGAAAACAGGUUUCUUUCUCGGCAGCAAUGUGGCCUCUCUGAGAGCCCUCAGCAUUUCUUACCUUCUAUUUGAGCCCAAAAUGUUUCUCUUCCAGAGAAUGGCAAGAGUAAUAAGAUGUUCAUCAUGGGUCAGUCAGCUCAGGACACAGACCAUAGUGUGAACAGAAAACAUACAUCACCUGAAGGGCCGGGUGCUUCAUCUAAAAGGGAGAAAUGUUCCCUGUUUUCACUGAAUCAGCUUCGGUCAGAAAAUCUAUCAACCACUAGGGAACUCAUGGAAACCAUUUUGGGUAGUAAAAUGGCGGACCACUUGACUACAAAAAACUGAAUGGUAUAGACUAAAGAUUUCAGCUGCACUAUUCAUGCCCAGAUACCUAGAUAUGCUGAAAUUGUGGCACGAUCAAUCGGUAUUAGGGUUUAUAUUUUAUUUUAUUUUAUUUUCCACAAAUAAAGAGAGUAAAGAGC